UCAAUUCUGCAAGUGGUUCUGAUUUACUAUCGCUGUUCUCUAGCUGGUCUAAAACCGAUUUUGACCUACAGGGAUGCUUUUUGGACGCCAUGGACUUUUCUAAGUUUCCAGGCAGAAAGAACAGUCAAAAUGCAGGCAGGGCACAGGACAAAGCAGUAGGGACAAAAUGUAUGUGAAAUGCUUUGAAACAGCAAUUUUAAAAAAAAAGUCAUUUUUUAAAAUUUUCAAAUUUGCUGUCCCGACGUCACAGGGACCGGAACACAGAAGCCGGAUGCCGGCAUUGGCCGGAGGAGAUGGCCGGGGACGCUGCAGGGGACGC
Messenger RNA from Staurois parvus, 319 nucleotides. The record is from the annotation of a GenBank genome assembly. Lineage: Eukaryota; Metazoa; Chordata; Amphibia; Anura; Ranidae.